CACUACGCCGGGAAGACAUGCCCAUGGCCACGCCCACAUUUUGCAUAAAGACGACAGAAAGUGGCCGGAGGGGAAGAACUUAGAGACGUGGCCCGGCGUGGGUGGAACGUAGAGACGCACCUCCGAUGAUCGAUGCACCAGAUUUAACCCGCGCUGCUGCGAAUCGGAUGUGUUCAGUAUCUCCCGCCGAACAGACCUCACUAAGAAGCGAACCGGAUCUGAGCCUAGGGUCGGCGACGGCGAACGGUGACGGGUCAUCCUACCAUGGAAGCACACUUAGAUAGGAAAAGGUCUCAUAACGGCCCAUUGAUUUUGGUGCCUCACAAUGAUACAAUUCGUCUCCUGGAGGUUUAUGUCAAGCGCAGCCUCAGCCUCAAUGAUGGGACAGUGGGGUAUAAGAAGGCUGUAAUGAAAGAAAAGUGGGUGACCAAAAAGGAAAGACGACAUUCCAGUGACCCUUCCCUUCACUUGGACGAAGGAUUAAACGAUAGUGGCACGCUGUUUGUGGUCGAACCUCCCACGUUGCAACCUGUGACGCAUCCUGAGGAAUCAGAGAAAAGAAAAGAAAAACAAAAGAAGAACAAGAAACCGUCAUUUUGGAAAGCUUUUUUUGGCUUUUUCUCUCGGAAGAAUAAUGAGGACAAAGACGAAGAGCAGGACUGUCCUUCAGAGAUGCCUAAGAUGAUCAAAAAAGAAGAAGAAAAAGAAGAAGAGGCCUCCGAGACUAUGACCACCUGCCUGCCUACAACUCCAGCCACUUUACAGAAGAAGACGUCCUUGAGAAAAAGGUCCAUUAAAAGAAGGCGCUCCAGACUCUCUCUGAUAAAACCAAGUAAACCCGGGAGAGAUAUCAACCCUGCUGUCAUCACUGGAGUGGAGGCUGUUGUCAGCGUAGAACCGACGUACUCUUACUACGAGAAGGUGUCAGAGGAACUGGAAAAAAUCAUCCAUGAGGUUAAAGUCAAAGAGGAAGUUCAGACUCUCUCAGAUGAGGAAGUAAUCAACAGAAUCAUUGCUUUGACAAAGGAGCAGGGUGACCUCAUAGAUGACAAGCUGAAAGACAACCCCGCCCUGAACAACUUCUUCCAGCGGAUAUCGUACUCUUCAUUCCAGAAGUUGGCUGAUGCUUAUCUGGAAAAAGAAAUGACACCGACCCAUGGACCUCCCACUGUCCCAUCUACAGCGCCUGAGCUGGUCAAGCUGGCCUUUGCACUCGACUUCACAGCCAGGAUAGCCGGACUCUCCAAACCGAACAUAUGUCGCAUUACAGGGCUGGGGAACCGUUAUCUACAGGACUGCUUUGAAUACAAACAGGCAAUUACAGAUCAUCCAGACACUGAUGACUGAAAAGCAACUGUGCAAAAACAGAACCAAGUGAAACCCCUACUCUUCAGCGUCUCCCAGCACCACACAUGUGGUCAAGGAUGUGUUGCAUAAUGGCCUCCAUUGUCAUUCAAGACUGAUUGAAAACACAUCACAACGGCGUACUGGUUGAUAUAUUUCCUCGUUAUGUAACACAUGAACCUAAUUUUUUCUUUUUUUUUUGUUGUUGUUAUUUUUUUUAUGUUGCCCCAGAGGCUUUGAAGGGCCAUAACCUUUUACAGCAUCUGAAGUAAGCCACGGGCCUGACUCCAGGGUGGGGCCCAGGUGACCCCAUACCGGGCGGGGUAAACGUAAGCCUUGAUUUGUUCAUUGUAGGUGGCCUAAGAACCGCCCUUUGUCUGGUCUGUCACUUAGGACCUGUUUGCCAUGAGAGACCCUACCAGGGACAUAUAGCCCCCGACAACAUAGCUCCCGGUAUCAUUCAGACACUCAAACCCUCCACCACAUUAAGGUGUCGGUUCCAGGGAGGGGUUGUGUUUCCCUGAUGUAUUUUUAAUCAUUUCUGAACAACAGUCUAUGGCACAGACAAAUAAGAUAACCCAGGACGGACAGACAUUAACAGUGACUGUUGGGGAUUGUUAAAAUCAUGUUAAUAUUUAAAAUGACCAACCUUAUCCUUCAAGUCUGUACACAAGCACAGGCGGUUGCCAUUAUUCAUUAUUACUGUUUUGCAUUACAGUACUUGUGUAACUAAGCUGCAACACAAUGUUUGCUGAGACAGUUGAAUGGGUUUGGUAAAUUUGAGUGUGUGCCUUUCUGCAGUGAACUGUUGACUGAUGUCCUUCACGACUUGUAAGCACAGACUCAAACGUGCAGCAAUAUUUCAGAAUCACAAACGCUCCAGCUGCUUCUACUAGUGACACUAAAACUGUGAUGCUCUUUUGACAACACUGAAUCAGAUAUUUUCUGUGAAUUGAUUUGUAAUCGUACAAAAGAGGAAUGCAGUAACCUUUGGUGUACAUAAGGUAGACAACUCUGUGAAAUGUUUUUUUUUUUUUUUUACAUUUUUAGGGUUUAAAAUGAGUCAAACCUAGAAGCUAUAAUAAACUGAGACGUGACUGUUGAUAUGAAUGCUGGCGUUCAUAUUAAAUACUCAAAGAUUUAAUUCUCAAAUUUGUACUUUUUGUCAACCAUUAAGAAAACUAUUGGUAAUUGAACUUGUAUCUUGAUAACUGUGCAACUCCUUGCAAUAACCUCUUUAUAAGUUUGCUAGCAGUGAUCCUCUAUAGAAAUUGCAUGGUAGCUGUAGAGCAGUGUUUUCCAGAGGGGGCUGCAAGAAAAACGUGAGGGGUUGCUAGAUAAGCAAGAACCGGGAAAAGACACAAAAUUAAGUUAAUUUGUUUCAUACCUUCUAGUUAAU
This is a messenger RNA of Monopterus albus (swamp eel), 2743 nucleotides long. RefSeq lists its product as uncharacterized. The transcript has 6 exons. The record is from RefSeq and is a predicted model, not a curated record. The coding region runs from base 265 to 1347 and encodes 360 amino acids. Gene Ontology annotation, biological process: regulation of extrinsic apoptotic signaling pathway. Lineage: Eukaryota; Metazoa; Chordata; Actinopteri; Synbranchiformes; Synbranchidae.